ACAGUGCUGUAGCCAUGGCAGUCCAGUAACAUGUGACAAUUCUGAUUUUUAGAGGCUUCAACGAAGGAAAGGGGCAGAAAGUUAAACUUUCCGAGGCAACAUGCGCGACAGGUCGCUCCCCGCGUCCCCCAACUGGUACUGCUCGCGCUGCAGCGACGUCAACAGCAGCGGCUUGUUGGGUGUCGGAGGAAAAAACGUCAUCUACUUGAUUGACGUGUCCGCAUCCUCGUGCAGGGUUGCAGGUGAGCUCGUGGGCCACAAGGACCUGGUGUCGGGAUUUUCCUUCUGUCAACAUGCUGGCCAGAGUCACAUUUGUGUCAGCUCCUCCAACGACGGGGCUGUUCUCUUCUGGGACACGGACGCCAAGACUCUAAUAAAGGAGCAUGCAGCUCAUCAGAACCCCGUCACGGCCGUGCACUGGUCCCCCGUGGAUAAAAACCUGGUGGUGUCGGGGGACGAGAAGGGAGUGGUGGUGUGUCACUGGUUCCACACCGGAGACUCCAGCAGCUUCUUCCCUGAACCCAGGACCAUCUUCUGCCUCAGCUGCUCCCCUCACACCUGGAGCUGCGUGGCUGUGGGAUACAAAGAUGGUAUGAUUGUACUGAUCGACGUGAGCAAGAAAGGGGAGGUGACGCACCGCCUGCGCGGGCACGACAAUGAGAUCCACUCCCUGGCGUGGUCGCCGCUGAGCGGUGAGGAGCAGCUCCCCAGCAGAAACGAAGACGGUGAGGGUCAUGGAAAACUGAACACCCUGGUCGUGUUGCUGGAGGUGAAUAAAAUGGAGCUAUUUUGUAUUUUUCUAGGAAGCGGCGGUGUGUCCGCGGGAGACGUAAAAGGCUGCUAUCUUGCAUCUGGGAGCAAAGAUCAGACCGUGAGGAUCUGGAGCACAGCGAAAGGAAAAGGCGUGAUGACUCUGAAGCUGCCGUACCUCAAGAGAAGAGGCUCUGCUGUCGACCCCGGGGUCAAAGAGAGAAUCUGGCUCAACGUUCACUGGCCCCAGGGAAGAGCCACGGAGAUCAUAUCCAGCUGCUUCAGCGGCGAGUUGGUGAUGUGGGAUCUGACCAAGGCAGGAAAGCAGAGAUGGACUCUGUUCGGAGACUCUUCAGAAGGCCAGAACCACAGCAGGAUCGUCUUCAACAUGAGCUCGGUCCAGCUGCAGGACGGCAGGGAGCUGCUCAUCAGCACCUCCAUGGACAGAGAGAUUAAGUGCUGGGACCUCCAGUCCCUGAGCUGCUGCUGGACUCUGCCCACCCUGGGGGGCCCCGUCAACGCCCUGACCUUCUCCCCGGUGGGGGUGGGCUGUCUGGCGCUGGGCGUCGGGGACAGCAUGAUCCGGGUGUGGAACACGCUCAGCACUCAGAACAAGUACGACGUCAGAACCUUCUGGCAGGGUAUCAAGUCCAAGGUCACAGCGCUGGUGUGGCACCCGAAGAGAGAAGGAUGCUUGUCCUUUGGGACGGACGAUGGUAAAGUUGGUAUCUACGAUGUCUUCUCCAACAAACCUCCGCAGGUGUCAAACUCCUACCACAGGAAAACGGUGUACACGCUGGCCUGGGGACCCCCGGUCCCCCCGCUUUCAUUCGGUGCAGCGGGACAGCAGAGCUACAGCCUGUACAGCUGCGCCGGCGAAGGCGUCAUACUGCAGCACGAUCCGUACCAUCUGAGCGGAGACGCCUCGGACAUUGAUGUGCUCAUCAGAGACACCAACAACAUCAAGCACAAGCUGUCUCCGCACACAGACCUCAGCUGGAAGCCAGAUGGGAAAGUUGUUGCCAUCGGCAACGAGGAUGGGGGCAUCGAUGUUUAUCAGGCUCCCAGUCUGAGGCUGCUGUGCAGCAUCCAGCAGCACCACAAGAUCAUCAACGCCCUACGCUGGCAUCACGACCACGGUGCAGCCGGACUGCAGGGUCUCCUGGCCUCGGGAUCCAGCAACGCCAUCGUCUACGUGCACGACCUCCAGUCCAUUAUCGAGUGUCCCCCGGAGAGCCCCGUGGUGCUGACGGAGCCGUACCGCCGGCUGUGUGGUCACACGUCCAAAAUCACCGGAAUGGCUUGGAGUCCACAUCACAGCGGCCGACUGGUCACGGUGUCAUACGACGGCACGGCCCAGGUGUGGGAUGUGCUGGAGGAGACGGCUGUGUCCAACUACCGCGGCCACAGGGGUUACCUGCUCUGCGUGGACUGGUCGCCGGUGGAUCCAGACGUGAUCUGGACCGGAGGGAAAGACUUCACGGCGCAGGAGUGGCAGGUCUCCAAACAGGAGUUCACCAAGCCGCCUAAAGGGAAGAAAAUAGCCACACAAGAGAAGAAAAAGGUCAGUUCCAAGCAGCAGCAGAAGAAGAAAACCAAACCCACGUUUGGGCCUGGUGGAGAUGCCGUGCCAAAGACGAACGGAGAGACCGUUGCCGAAGGAGGGAAGCCGGUGGGGGAACAGGACGCAUCUGAAGAUGAAAACGAGGACGUCGGCGCAACAAACGGCUUCGAUCCUCCAGCAGUUUUUUCCCACACAGCACAUUUUGAGACGCAGAAGAAAUCGUUCUCUGCUGCAAAAAGCAAAGACAAACCAGAGAUGAACUUGCUAAAGAAGAAGAAACCGCGCUCCAUGCUUCCCCUCAGCACAUCCAUGGACCACCGGCCCAAAGAGGAUCUGCUGCAGGACUGCGUGACUCUGGCCUCGGUCAAACACUGCAGCGCGCCCCCUGCAGGCUGCGUCCCAGGCCAGGGAGACCACAUCCACCUGGGGCUGUUUGCUGGCAGAGAGGAUCUGUACCGCAUGUUUGAGGCAGAAGAGGAGGGUCACGUGGAGGCCGGCCACUACGACUCGGUGGUUUACCUGCGCUUGUGGAGUGGAGACCUGGAGGGGGCGCUGAAGCUCGCCACGGAGAAGGGGGAGCUGAACGACCACCUGCUCUCCAUCGCUCCCAUGGCUGGCUACAAAGUGUGGAGCCAGACGGUGGAGGCCUUCGUCAAGCAGCUGUGUCUGCAGGAGCAGUACCUGAAGGCAGCGUCACACCUGCUGUCGCUGGGCAAAGUCUACGAGGCCGUCGACCUGCUGAGAUCUCACAAACUCUACAGGGAGGCCAUCGCUCUGGUCAAAGCCAGACUUCCAGCAGAAGAUCCCAUCCUGAAGGAGUUGUACACUAGUUGGGCUGUUGUGUUGGAGAAAGACGGGCAUUUAUCUGCAGCUGCCAAAUGUCUUCUUGCUGCUGGCUCCAGUUUUGACGCAGCCAAAGUCAUCGCCAGGAAGAACGACGUGUCGUCGCUGAAGACGGCAGCCACUCUGGCCAGGAUCUCUGGGGAGGAAGCGUUGGCUCAGUCGCUGGCGCUGCGCUGCGCCAAAGACCUGGCGGCUGCUCAGGACUGGGUCAGAGCUCAGGAGGUUCUGAGCUCUCAGAGCAGUCUCACGGUCCACAGACUGCACCUCUGCGUGGCAGAGCUGCUGGCUGCGAGGCUGCAGGACUCAGAGCUCAUCCCUCCAGCGCCCUGCGUCUCCUGCAGUCCCUGGGCGUCACCGGGACAACGUCUCCUCACCAUCCAGGACCGAGUGAGAGACAUCUGGGAGGAAGAGUUUGGUAUUUCUCCAGACUCAGCAGGUCACCACAGUGCUGGAGUUCUCCUGGAGGAGCUGAAGCUCGUGGAGAGUCCGACCCCGACCACCAGCACCCCCCUGAGACAGGUGCUGCUGCACUUCUCCCUCCACCUGACCCGCGCUGUGCUGAGCUGGUUCCUGAACGAUGACGGACAGCUGACGAAGGAGCUGCGUCAGGCCUUUGCUGCACUCAGCGAUGCUGGACAUUUCUGCAUCUCCGCAGAAAUCUGCAGGCUGCUGUUCCCUGGUGGUGAUGUACGUGUAAUUUCUAGGAAAUAUCCAAAAACCCUAAGUCACAAUGAAGACCAUGCAGAAGCCGCUGCCACCAGUCUGCAGGCCGUAGUCUGCUACCACCGCCUGUAUGAGCGGUGGUGGAGGGUUUCUGUGGACAGCCAGAUCCAGGACGGGCGUCCCCCCUCAGCAGCUCAGCCCUGUCCAGAAGACGAGGGAAAGGAGAAGCCGCUGAUCCAAGGACCAUCGGAGCAGGAAGAAGGCCUCUCCUCGGAAACCCAGAGGGUUGAUGAGCUGAACUUUGAUGCGUCAGUCCUUCUGUCUGAACCUCACGCCGCCUGUCAGGUCAUCCAACGAUCCGUGAGGCAGAUUCAGGACCGGCUGGCGUCCAUCGUGCUGCAGCACAGCCGAGCGCAGGGGGGGCAGCAGGACGACGACGCGGCCGACGGCCAGAGCUCUGCUGAUGCAACGCAGAGUCCUGAGGACCAGGAUCUGCUCUCUUUGUCCACCAAAAUGUCCAAAUACCAGAAAGAGCUGGCUGAUCUUCCCUGUGAAGUAAAGACGUAUCCUCGCCCAGAUGUGGUGGAAUGUUGCCUCGUGCUUCUUCAUCUCAACAAGUCAACACCCGUGCCUGCAUCGCUCCAACAAGAGGCCAAAGAGCUGCUUCGUAAAUAUGGAACGAGUUCCUCCGUCCUCAAAGCCUCCCAACAAUUUCUCUCAUGAUUAGUUUCCCUUUUUCUAUCAAUUGAAAUAAGUAACCUGUAUAGUUAUGUUGAAUAAAAAAACCUUUAUUAAU
Cololabis saira (Pacific saury) is the source of this 4616-nucleotide messenger RNA. It is a transcript of the gene gemin5, whose product is annotated as gem (nuclear organelle) associated protein 5. Lineage: Eukaryota; Metazoa; Chordata; Actinopteri; Beloniformes; Belonidae. Gene Ontology annotation, molecular function: protein binding. The coding region runs from base 101 to 4543 and encodes 1480 amino acids. The transcript has 27 exons. The record is from RefSeq and is a predicted model, not a curated record.